CAACAAGGAGAACGAUAGGAAUCCAAACUAUUACACGUCGUUGAUAAAAUACAUUAAAAAAAUUACUGUAAAAUUAUAAAUGAUUUAAUUUUGUUAUUUGUGUAGUACAUAUGCUGUAGGAGAUCGUUUAUAACUUUUAUUUUACUUUAAAGUUACUUCCGAUUCCGGGGCUGUCUGCUUACGUGAAGUAUUGUUUUGAUACAUUUGUUGUCUGUCACAGAUGCAUUUUAGGACUGUUGAAAAUAAUUAGACUACAAAGCUGCCAGUUGCUCAAGCAUUAAUCGAAAAUGGUUUUAGCAGACCUAGGACGUAAAAUUACGUCCGCAUUGCGGUCAUUAAGCAAUGCGACCGUUAUUAAUGAAGAGGUGCUGAAUGCUAUGCUGAAGGAGAUAUGCGCGGCACUGCUGGAAGCUGACGUGAACAUCCGCCUGGUGAAGCAGCUACGUGAGAAUGUGCGCACGGUCAUCGACUUUGAGGAGAUGGCCGGUGGCCUGAACAAACGGCGCAUGAUCCAGAGUGCCGUGUUCAAGGAGCUUGUCAAGCUGGUGGACCCGGGACAGAAGCCCUACCUGCCCGUGAAGGGCAAGCCGAACAUCAUCAUGUUCGUGGGGCUGCAAGGCUCGGGCAAGACCACCACCUGCACCAAGCUGGCCUACCACUACGUCAAGAAGAACUGGAAGGCGUGCCUCGUGUGCGCGGACACGUUCCGCGCGGGUGCCUACGACCAGCUCAAGCAGAACGCGACCAAGGCGCGCAUACCCUUCUACGGCAGCUACACGGAGGUGGACCCUGUGGUGAUCGCGCAAGACGGAGUCGACAUGUUCAAGAAGGAAGGCUUCGAGAUCAUCAUCGUGGACACGAGCGGUCGUCACAAGCAGGAGGAGUCGCUCUUCGAGGAGAUGUUGCAAGUCUCCAAUGCCAUCAGGCCUGACAACAUCAUUUUCGUGAUGGACGCGACCAUCGGGCAGGCGUGCGAGGCGCAGGCGCGGGCCUUCAAGGAGAAGGUGGACGUGGGCUCGGUGAUAGUCACCAAGCUGGACGGCCAUGCCAAGGGAGGCGGGGCCCUCAGCGCAGUGGCGGCGACCAAGAGCCCCAUCAUCUUCAUCGGCACGGGCGAGCACAUAGACGACUUCGAGCCGUUCAAGACGAAGCCGUUCGUGAGCAAGCUGCUGGGCAUGGGCGACAUCGAGGGCCUGAUCGACAAGGUGAACGAGCUGAAGCUGGACGACAACGAGGAGCUCAUCGAGAAGAUCAAGCACGGCCAGUUCACGCUGCGGGACAUGUACGAGCAGUUCCAGAACAUCAUGAAGAUGGGACCCUUCUCCCAGAUCAUGGGGAUGAUCCCGGGCUUCAGCCAGGACUUCCUGUCGAAGGGCAGCGAGCAGGAGUCCAUGACACGCCUUAAGAAGCUCAUGACUAUCAUGGACAGCAUGAACGAUGAAGAGCUGGACAACCAGGAAGGGGCCAAGGUGUUCUCGAAGCAGGGCGGGCGGGUGGUGCGGGUGGCGCAGGGCGCCGGCGUCACAGAGAAGGAGGUGAAGGACCUCAUCUCGCAGUACACCAAGUUCGCGGCGGUGGUGAAGAAGAUGGGCGGCAUCAAGGGCCUGUUCAAGGGCGGUGACAUGGCCAAGAACGUGAACCAGGCGCAGAUGGCCAAGCUCAACCAGCAGAUGGCCAAGAUGAUGGACCCCCGCGUCCUGCACCAGAUGGGGGGCAUGUCGGGCCUGCAGAACAUGAUGCGGCAGCUGCAGCAGGGCGCGUCUGGCGGCCUGGGCAACCUCAUGGGCAUGGGCGGCAAGUCCUGAGGCCGGGCGUGCUAGGCGGCGGCCGCCGCCACCCGCGCCAGCACUUCCCUCCCGGCCCCGGGCCCCCUUCUCUCCGUUGUUUCUGUGCUGCUCCCUUUGUUCCGCACCUCUGUCUGCGUCAUUCGUGACUGAUCAAAAUUAAUACCGGCGUGUGUGCAGCCCGGACCGACUAGUCUAGUGAAAGUUGAGGUGCACUCGAUUUUUUAAAUUGUGAAGUGGUGGUGUACUCGAUGAUGUCGUAUAUCUCUGUCAUCUUGGAAUAAUGGUCCUGGCGAAUUUUUGUGCGAGACUUUUUUACGAUAACCGAAAAGCGAAGGAAACUAGCCCGAUGGAGCGGCUGUAUGUAUGUUGGUGGGAAAUCGUAGUGAACUUUGACAUGAAUUUUUUUUACUUGCUAAGGUGCUAAGUGAAACCACCUGUAGGUACACCAGUAAUUUUGUGUUCUGUAUGUCAGCGCUGGUGCGUUGAAUGUUCCUCUGGUUUCUGUGGCGGGCGACAAGAGGAAACUUCAAUGCGGGAGUCGUGACUGCAGGGCAGUGCAGUCCCAACAGAGUUUUGGAGGCACUUUAAGCUGUACUUGUGAUAUGCACAUUUCACACUCACGACGAAUGCAUUCCACAAACAUACAGGUAUUAGUAACUUCCCCUAAAUUUAUCCACGUCUCAUCUUGUACAGUUUUGUUUUUAUUUCCUUGCCGAUUUUAAAGUGGCAUUUGGAUGCUUUGUUUACAUUUUUGCAUGAUUUAAAUUUAUGUAAAACAUUUUGGUUUACGUCCAGUUGCUCAUAAAAAACCUGGAAUCCAAAAGACAGUACAAUAAAAAUUUUAAAGCUCUAUAUCCUUGUUUUUGUGCAGCUGUUCUUUUUUUUUUUAUUAUGAUACCACUUGAGAAAUUCUUUGAUUGUGCUUGCAUAAAAUGCAUGUGCAAAGUUCAGAAUUACCUCUAUUUAGCUUCCAGUUUCUUUAUAUGUUUUCUGAAGGCCUUAAGAACAUUUCAGCUAAGCACUGUGUUCUUUCACUUCAAGUAAACAUUGUAUGUGACUGCUGUGAGGUGACUGAAAUAUUACACUUAACACAUUUUGAAGAUCAAAUGUGGUUAGUGAGGAUGCAGUUUGUACUGUGCAAUAAUAAAAAUUAAGUUGUAAAGAAAAAAAAAUUUUUUUUAUAGGUUUCGAUUCUUUAUAAAAUUGUUUAAUCAGCAUCAUAAAUGUGUUACAUUUUUAAAGUUUAUUUUAUAAAAUAAAAAAUUAAAAUGUUAAGUAAUUGGUUUUCUUACAACUCAGUAGAAAUAAUGUAUUGCUUUACAUGUUUUCCUAAAAGUGUCGACCUAUAAUUUGGCCUGUUUAUAUUAAUUAAAUGAGGCAUAUAAUUCACAUAUUAAUAAUAUGAAGAACUUAUCUGAGGAUAUAUUUGACUCCCCCAUAUUUUUAUUUAUUCUAUAAACUUUUAAAACACAACAAUUUUAAGACAUUUAUCCUUGCUGAAUAUGCAUAAAAAAUUGUACAUGUUUUAGUUAAUUUAUGAUAUUACUUACAACAAAAUUUUGUUUUGGGCUGUGGUAUCAGUAUCAAAGAAUUCGGAACAUUUAUUUUCGAAUUUGAUUAGGAACUCUUUCGGGUCAAGUAAAUAUUUGAGUACUUAAGAAAUGCAAGAUUAUAAAAAUAUAUUGCACUACAUAGUUGGAAUAUAGUUUUCCUCUCUAAGGAAAAACAGUAAAUUUCAAGUAUUAAUAUCGAUCUGUACAUUAAAACCAUUGUAUAUCCAUCCUGUUGUGUCAGACGACCUUGAAUGUCUUUGGAAUUUGAGAUACUUUAAGGGACGCCUGAAAUUGGAAGGGGAUCGCUUAAUAUGAGGCAACUUUGCUUUUAAUAUGACCUUAAGUAAGGAUAUUUUAAACACAAGUCAACUCGGAAUUCAAAAUAACUUCAAAAUUGCAGCGACCUCACACGUCUGACAACACAACUAAUUCAGUAGCUUUUUCGACUGAUACUCGUGUCGAUCCGAGGGAUGGCCCAGUCAUGCCUGACGAGAAAUAACUAUUUAACAGACUGUCCCAAGGUCCAGGUGGUUACCAUACUUGAAGUGCAGUGGUUGUCAAAAUAUUCACUUCUGUGUCAUAUAUUUUAACAAUUAAAAAAUAUUGCUUUUGGAAGAAGAAAAAUGUUUCAUUGACAAUAAAAAUGUGAUUAAGUUUGUAUUUUUAUGUACUUUUUUUUUAAAAUUGUUUAUAAGGUACCAAGUAGAAAAUAUUGUUUAUUUAAGUUAAAUUACAUUAUGUUGUUUAUAUUACAAAAGAACAUGGUGAAAGGUCUUAACACGACCGUGCCAGAUUGACAAUUCUCCAGGAUUCUUGAUGGUCGGUAGAGUUUUAACGGGAACGUCCGUUGUGAAAACUGACACUAACUUAAAUUCUGAGGGAACUAAAAAUUCCGGCAGUGCAGAAAAGCAACCUAGCAGCUAAGGUCAGUUACUGGAAUCCACCCAAAAAUAUCUGCUCGCGAGCGACUCAAUGAAACGCAGUGUGUGCCCACCAUAGAAUGUGGGAUUAAAGACGGUUCACUGAAGUUGUCAUUAUUCUGGAAACAAAUUUAAUUAAAAAGAGAAUCUCGAUAAAAAGUUUUGUUUAGGUUUAGUUUUAUUUUUUUUAUCGAUUGAAGAUUAUCACUAUCACACAACUAUAAAUAUUUAACUGCAAAAUUAUUACACUUAUGAUUUCUUAGUGAAGAACUUUUGGUGUACCAUUGAUAUUUAAUUAGUAAUUUAUAAAAUUCUUUCACAUGUUCGUUCUUCUUGAUGCACAAUUCUUGACAUAACUCGAUGUCAUACGCUAGGGCUACAGAUCUUAAUCCUCCACUCUUGCCUCCUGCUUGUAUUCCCGAGAAGUCUUGAUGACUGGGUUUCACUCCAAAGACAUCAGAAUAAACUACCUCCAAAUGUACUGACCAAUUCACAAUACAUUGUAUUUUUUUAAUGCAUGUAUUGCCACAAUAUCGGAAUUGCCACAAUAUCGGGUUAGAUUAAAUGACCUACCAGGUUUGAAACUAAUGGGACUUUUUUUUUUAAUUUGAAAAAAGCCAAUUGAGGUUGAGUUGUUCAUUGCAUUAUUUGUAUGCCUUUGUUAUAUGCUCAUUAAUAAAUCCUUGAUGGAUAAUUUAAAUGAUGAAGCCACACAACUGUUCGUGUUGUAAAUUUUCUAUGUCAAUUUUCAAAGUAUUAUUGUGAUUUAGAAGUGGAACAACCAAUACAAUUUCGGUUUCUGACAAGUGUGUAACUAUCACAAGUAACCAAGUUAAGUUUGUUCGUAACCAAGUUCUGUUAGAUACAACCAGUUUGUGUCCGAUUGCUUCUGAGUGUGUAGUGUAAGCCCAACCAGGUAAGUGCACUAGCUUGAGAUAACUGUCAAACUGCUCAUGAUUGUGUUUGCAUCAGAGAUAACUUUAACUUGUAUUCUGUUUUGCAAUGAGGGUGACGCGGAUAUCUGACAUUUGUUGGAGGUUAUAUGUAUAAUUUAUUUUUUUUAAAGGUUUUUUUUCCCCCUUAAUUGUAUUGCCUAUUUUUGUUUUAUCUUUUCUCUUAUCUGUGUUCUGAGCUGACUGAUGCUCGUUCAGUGCAACUUCGAACAGUGAUAAUCAUGUACAACUUGAAGUGAUUUUUUUAGUUGUAAGCAAUUGUACAUAAAUUAUAUCAUGUACAGCUGUUGUAUACAUCUUUUAUAAGUUGUGAUCAAUAUGGAAUUUGUAUCAUUGUGGAAAUAAAGAUUGUUUUUUA
Molecule: messenger RNA, 5571 nt
Organism: Bacillus rossius redtenbacheri
Lineage: Eukaryota; Metazoa; Arthropoda; Insecta; Phasmatodea; Bacillidae
Gene: Srp54k
Product: signal recognition particle subunit SRP54
Exons: 9
Coding region: 288-1805 (505 amino acids)
Biological process (GO): SRP-dependent cotranslational protein targeting to membrane, translocation; SRP-dependent cotranslational protein targeting to membrane
Cellular component (GO): cytosol; signal recognition particle, endoplasmic reticulum targeting
Molecular function (GO): 7S RNA binding; GTPase activity; ATP hydrolysis activity
Source: RefSeq, a predicted model, not a curated record